Messenger RNA from Xyrauchen texanus (razorback sucker), 5651 nucleotides. RefSeq names its product pituitary adenylate cyclase-activating polypeptide type I receptor-like. Gene Ontology annotation, cellular component: neuron projection; plasma membrane. The transcript is spliced from 14 exons. The record is from RefSeq and is a predicted model, not a curated record. Lineage: Eukaryota; Metazoa; Chordata; Actinopteri; Cypriniformes; Catostomidae. Gene Ontology annotation, biological process: adenylate cyclase-modulating G protein-coupled receptor signaling pathway; cell surface receptor signaling pathway. Gene Ontology annotation, molecular function: vasoactive intestinal polypeptide receptor activity; G protein-coupled peptide receptor activity; peptide hormone binding. The coding region runs from base 537 to 1874 and encodes 445 amino acids.
CUAAAGAGAAUAGCGAGUAACCUCCAGACUACAGAUACGGCAUUUAUAAACGCGCGUUUUGUGUUUUGUUUGCUUUUUUGUAUCGGUGAAACGGGCUUCUUAGAAUUUAAAUACAUUUGCUGCGUUAAUUUACGUUGUUAAAUAGCCUUACGUCCAGUAGUUAAAACCCUGGCUUUUAUAUGUGAGGUAACUGUCACCUCAUUUAUCGUGGAACAGAGAGAGAGAGAGAGAGAGAGAGAGAGAGAGAGAGAGCCCACAUCUUUGCUGAACUCACCAAGUUUUUCGGGGCGUCUUGAGGGAAUGUUUCUGCAUCAGCGCGCGCAGCAGCCGUUAGAACGUCUGUGACUGACAGCGCGAGACAGUCUGCAUUCUGCACCGUGUUGACACGUCCUUUCGCGAGACAUCCUGCCUGCGGGGACAAUCUAACAAUGAUUUGAAGAACUGCAGUAGUUUUCCAGUGUACCUGUUUCCCAUCUAGCACUUUGUUGCACAUCUCUGCUUUGGCUGAUCGCAGGAUAUAAUCGCUUCCAGACAAAAUGGCUUCCACAGUGAGAAAAUGUCAGCACCUGUUUUUAACACUGUUCCUUCUCCCCUUGAUGUACUGCAUGCAUCCAGACUGUGUCAUUCAGUUAGAAAAAGAGAAGUGCAUGGAAAGGAUGGCAAUGGAUGAUUCCAGUAGUGAACCUGAAUUAGUCUGUCGAUGGAUGUGGGACAACCUAACCUGCUGGCAGCCAGCCAGAAUUGGUCAGGUGGUCUGGAUGCCCUGCCCUGAGCUGUUUGAUGUCAUGAGUGAAGAAAAUUAUGACUUUGGAAAGGUGAGUCGUAACUGCACUGAGGAUGGCUGGUCAGAGAUGUUCCCUCACUAUUUUGAUGUUUGCCCUUUUAAUGACAAUGGAACAAGUCCAGACAUGUACUAUGUUUCAGUGAAGGCUCUGUAUACUGUGGGCUACAGCACCUCUCUGGUGUCUCUCACCACUGCCAUGGUCAUUCUCUGCAGGUUCAGGAAGCUGCAUUGCACCAGGAAUUUCAUUCACAUGAACCUGUUUGUGUCCUUCAUCCUGAGGGCCAUUUCAGUCUUCAUCAAGGACGGUAUUCUAUAUGCAGAGGAGGACAGCAGCCAUUGCUUUAUACACACAGUGGAGUGCAAGACGAUGAUGGUGUUUUUCCAUUAUUUUGUUUUGUCAAACUACUUUUGGCUGUUCAUCGAGGGCUUGUAUCUCUUUACUCUGCUCGUUGAGACAUUCUUUCCUGAGAAAAGAUAUUUCUACUGGUACACCAUUAUUGGAUGGGGUACUCCAACAAUAUGUGUGGCUGUCUGGGCUGUGCUAAGAGCACAUUUUGAUAACAUUGGGUGCUGGGACAUCAGUGACAAUGCUGCCAUCUGGUGGGUAAUCAAGGGUCCUGUUCUUGCUUCCAUCAUGAUCAACUUUAUACUCUUCAUUGGCAUCAUUAUAAUCCUGGUGCAGAAGCUGCAGUCUCCAGAUAUUGGAGGAAAUGAGUCCAGCAUUUAUUUGCGUCUGGCCCGCUCCACUCUUCUCCUCAUCCCGCUAUUUGGUAUCCACUAUACUGUGUUUGCUUUCACACCAGAAGAUGUCAGCAAGAGAGAAAGGCUUGUGUUUGAACUUGGCCUUGGCUCUUUUCAGGGUUUUGUAGUAGCUGUUCUGUACUGCUUUCUCAAUGGAGAGGUGCAGUCAGAAAUCAAAAGGAAAUGGCGCAGCUGGACUGUGAACCGGUACUUUGCUGUGGAUAUGAAGCACAGACAUCCGUCACUGGCCAGUAGUGGUGUGAAUGGGGGCACCCAACUCUCCAUCCUCAGCAAGAGCAGCUCACAGAUCCGCAUGUCCAGCCUUCAGGCUGAAACACAAGCCACAUGAGUGUGCAGAAGAAUAGACUGAAAGCCAAAAUCCUCAGAACUAGAUCUACAUAAUUAUAUCAACAUCCGAGUCCCGUUUCUUUUUUCGAGACUGAACUAUAUGUUAGUCAAUCCUCCAUAGACGACAAGCUUUGGAUAUGGAAAUCUGAGGAUCUCCCAACCAAUUGUCUAUUGUUCGCCAAGCAAAGAUGGAUACUUCUGAAAUGGACUUGUGGAUGAAACUUAUUUCAUCUGAUUCUGUGUAGGAAGGGAAUUAUAUAUCAAGAGGCUGCAUUGAACAAUAGUAUUUAGGAUGUGUUUUCUAUUCAGAAAACUGAGGCUCAGCUAAAGGAGAACAAGGUGGAAAUAAUUUGUAAAUAUAAGCACCACAUCAGUCUCUGUGCUGUUUCUUUUUGUCUUAUAUCUUAUUUGUGUCUCCUCUAUGCUAAUAAAGCUUCAAGAUUCUCAAUGUGAUACAUUGUUUCAUCUUCGAAGAUGCAGUUGGAGAGGAUGACACAGUUUUCUUUAAAGCUGGUGUCCCAGUAAAGGAAAAUGUGACAAAAAAGCUUUUGUCUGUGAAGGAAAACAAACUACGUAUUUUCCACAAUGGCUUAAUUAAUCGCUGAUUCUGAUACUCAGACUUGUCUCAGUCAUUUAAUAUGUGAAUAUGUUAUCUUAAUGCUGUAUAUCUUGAUUUUAGGACUAAACUGCUGGAAAAUUAAGUUUAAAGACAAAUGAUGGCACACAUAUGGUACAUUUAUCCUUGAAAUAUCUGAGUGGAUCAAUCUUGGGCACUACAGUUUCAUGUGACAUAUUUUCUGAAUCUUGAUAGCCUUUAAAGUGAAGCUUGAUUUCAAUAUCUUUCUGUAUUCAGAAGAUCUGAAUUAAAAAAAAAAAAAAGUUUUAUAUUUCUCUGCCUUUGUUAGGUUAGGUUUGAUUGUUAUCUUGUGGGAUCUGUUAAGCAAAAUUAACAUUUGAUACCUCAUUAAAAAAAACAAAGAGUAACUUGUUAACUUGUUUUCAUGAGUGGAAUCCUCUUAUGCUUUAAAUGUGGAUUACAUGUGCUUCUAGAUCUUUAAACAGCCACUAGUACAAAAAAUGUCAAUUUUAAAAUAAUGCAACAAAACUUAUGCCACAAUACUUGGCAUAAUAAUGUACAAUAUAAGUGGAUAACAUGGAAUUCAUAUUUUUGUCACAUGCAUGUUUAUUGACUUUUAGAAUGACUAUUAGCCUUAGUGCUGUGAAUUUACAAUAAUUGUGAAUUUUAACAAAGCCAAUAAUUGAAUUUAAACAGAUUCAACUAAGCUAAAUUUCAUGAUUGUACAUAACAGUUUUGAAAAUGUUCGGAUUGCUGUUCUGAGUCAUAAUCUUUUAUUUUUGGCUCAUUUUGUAAUUUAAUGUCAUAAAAGAAUCAUCUCUAGUAUAAUAUUUCAACAUCAAGCAUUUGCAAAUAGAGCACUUUUAGAUUCCAAAGAUGAUGAUGAUUAUUAUUAUUAUUAUUUUGGAUAUUUAACUCCAUAAGACGUCAUUUUCUGUACUAGUUUGCAAAAGAUGUAAUGUCUUUGCAACUGAUGUCACUGAGUAUACAGUAUACUGAAGAUGUUUGUUUUUGUUUUUUUUCUUCAAGUGCCUUUUUGUACAAAAGAGAGAAUUGUUUGGUUUUGAUCUAAAUUAACUGCAACACAACAGCAUCCCUCUGUGAAAGUGCUUUUUAUUAUGCUUCAUUAAGCCAAGAGGCCUUUAGAGAAUUACAUUUUUUUUUGGCAAUGCCUUCGAUUUCUUUCAGUAAUGCUAAAACUAAAUUGUAUGUUUCUUUCAUCUGUAACUUGAUAUUAAAACAAUGUCCAAAAUUAGCAAAGCUGACAGUGAGAAUUUGGUAAUAAUUAGCUUUUUUUCUGUAUAUCUUGUUUUACAUUAGACAAAAUCUAUACAGUAUAUAAUGAAAAUGAUGAAACGUUCUUUUUUUCAAAACUUAUUUUAGAAACUGUUAACAAAUAUAUUCUCCAUUUGUAAAGCAUUGUGACAAUAGUGCUUGAACGGAUCUAUCACAAAACAAACGCCUUGUUUUUCAAACGGUAACUGCAAAAUGUAAAAGGCACACAAGGACACAUAUAUAAUGUAGAUUGCAUGUUUUACAAGAUCAGUAUUUAUUUAUAUGUAAAAUUAUACUGUAUUAUAGAUUUUUUGAGUAAUUGCAUUAUCAACCAAUUGCAUUUGAAAAAUAUCAACAAACUUUAAGUGGAAUGAUUAAGCUUAGUGUUUACAAUUAUUAAUACAAAUGUGAUAGGGUCAACCCUAGUCUGAUAUACUGUGUGAUCUAUGUAGGACCAUUUUCAAUUUGUAUGUUUCUCUCUAGUUUUUGAAAGGUUUUUUCAAAGAUGUAAAAUUACUUUUAUUCGAAAAUAUGCAAUUUUGGCAUAUGACAAACAAUUAUUAUGUUUUACUAAUAAGUGCUGAAUAUAUCCUUUAUUUUCUAUUUAAAUAUCAUCAGUUACGUAACAGAUCUGAUACAUCUGUAAAAUCCAUCUAUUUCUAAUUCUUGUUUACAUCAAUGACACCAUUAGUGUGUGUGUGUCAGCAUAACAAUCUGCUAAGUGUUGUCAUGUAAAAGUAAACAAGCUUGUGGAUACUGCAAAGAAAAAAAUACAUAUCCUUUUUAGUUUAGAUGUCAAAAUAUCACAAAAACUAAAAAGUGCGCAUUUGUGACCGUUUUCAAGGUCGUGCACUGAAGUUGUAAUUUUGUCAUUUGAAUGCAUUAUAAGUGAUAAUGCUUAAAUGUGUUUUAAUCCUCUUGAACGAUGCAUGUAUUUCCUGUGAUUUUGUGGGCACUUAAGCAUAAAAAGUGGGUGGCUUAUAUGUUGAUGUACAGCAAUAUUUUGUUUUUCCUCCCAAGCGAAAAUACAUCAUACAAAUACACUAUCAAACCAAAAUGUCAAAAAAUAAAGUGAGAUUUCUAGUCUUAAUCAUAUGGGUCCAACAAGCAUGUGCACUUUCUUGAAACAUCAUCACAAUUUGUUUUUUUAAUAAACAUCAAUGUACAUCCUGUUAAUUAUGACAGUACUUUUUGUACAAUAGGUUGUCUAAAAAAAUCAAUAAAUUACACAGUUUUCUCUAACAUAAAAAAAUAUAUAUAACACUAAACUUGCAAUGUUGGACAUGUCAUCUUUAAUACCACUCAUUCAAAGCAGUGGGAUUGCAGUGCUGUUACAGAUUUAUACAUGUCUACAGUAUAUAGAAACAUGCCCAAUCCUUACCAAGAAAACAUUUUAUACCUCUUACAACAAUGAACAGAGAAUAUUGCUCUUACCUUUUAUCAAAUGCAAUCACCGCUGCAGACAUCCUUAGUUAGAAUGUAAAUAAAUACAAGCUGAUGGGAAAUUAUGUAAACACUGUCAGCUUACAACGGGUAAGGUGAUGAAAAUGUGAGGGGUUUUAUAUUUUACAUUAAAGUUGAUUAACAUGUUUUGUUUUUCUUGUAUGUUUAAAAUGUGUGAAAAUGUAUUAUAACUAAUACAUGUAGAAUAAACUAUGGAUUUAGAUGUAAUAUAUAGAAAAUGUCUUUAAUGGGAAUUUACUAGGGGUACAAUUUCACUUCAUGUACAUUUGGAACAUGUAAGUGUUUUGUCUUUUUUUAUUAUUCUGGCACAUCAACCACAGCAAAAUACAAAUAUAGUGUUUAGAAUACUAAUAUUACAGUUUGUGGGACUUGUAAUGACAGUAGAAUAAUUUGAAUGUUUAAGACAAUGUUAAAAUAUUUUUUCUUUCAUUUAUAGUGAAUCUUUUUGUACAUUAUGGAAUA